ACCGUAGAGGAAGACUGCUAGCUUGUGUCAGCCUCAGCACCGUUGGGCACGUCUCCCCCCCUCCAUCCUUGGCAUCCACUGCGGAACAUCGACCAUCGGCCUGUCUUCCUGCCGUCGCCUUCUUCAGCAGCAGCAGCACACCAGCCAGGCCGCCAUGGAUAACUCCGGCAAAGAGAAGGAGGCCAUGCAGCUGAUGGCUGAAGCAGACAAGAAGGUCAAAGCGUCUGGAUCGUUCCUGGGUGGAAUGUUCGGUGGAAACCACAAAGUGGAGGACGCCUGUGAGAUGUACGCCAGAGCAGCCAACAUGUUCAAGAUGGCCAAGAACUGGAGCGCUGCUGGCAAUGCGUUCUGCCAGGCGGCCCGGCUCCACAUGCAGCUUCAGAACAAACUGGACUCUGCCACCAGCUUCGUGGAUGCGGGCAACGCUUACAAGAAGGCCGACCCACAGGAGGCCAUCAACUGUCUAAAUCAGGCCAUCGAUAUCUACACUGAUAUGGGUCGCUUCACCAUCGCGGCCAAGCACCACAUCACCAUCGCGGAAGUUUACGAGUCAGAGCUGGUGGACAUCGAGAAGGCCAUCGCACACUACGAGCAGGCGGCAGACUACUACAAAGGAGAGGAAUCAAACAGCUCGGCCAAUAAGUGUCUCCUGAAGGUGGGGCAUUACAGCGCUCAGUUGGAGCAGUACCAGAAAGCCAUCGAGAUCUACGAGCAGGUCGCUAUGAGCACCAUGGACAAUCCUCUGUUGAAGUACAACGCUAAGGAGUACUUCUUCAAGGCUUCGUUGUGUCACUUCAUCGUGGACGAGCUCAAUGCCAAGUUGGCCAUUGAGAAGUACGAGGAGAUGUUUCCUGCGUUCUCAGACUCAAGAGAGCUGAAACUGUUAAAGAAACUUCUGGAGGCCCACGAGGAGCAGAACAGCGAGGCGUUCACCGAGGCCGUCAAGGAGUUUGACUCGGUGUCCCGCCUGGACCAGUGGCUCACCACCAUGCUGCUCCGCAUCAAGAAGACCAUCCAAGGAGACGCCGGUGACCUGAAAUAGAGUAGGAGGGAGGGUCCACGGGAGGGAGGGUGGAAGGUAUUUUGGGGUAAAAGACAAGACUGAUGGAGGUUAAACUUGUACAUAUCAGUCUGCAUGUGACCCCCGCCCCCCUCCCCAUCACCCCCAACAAGCUAAGCACCACCUUUAGAGCACCCAGUGUGUUCCUGCUGACAGUAUUGUAACUUUCAUCCACACCAGUAUGAACGAACGAGUGUACGUAUGUGUGUUAAAUAAUUUGAUGGAAAAGUGAACAGAUUGUAAGGAAUAUGUAUUUAUUGUCCAUACGGAAACUAUUUAUUGGUUAUUCUGGUGCUCGGUGUCACGCUUGGUCUUAAUGUUUUAGCUCUCAUCACCUUCCUCCACCACCACUUUGGGUUGGCUGCAUCGAGCCGGCGUGAGUGUGUGCAGCUCGCCUUCAAGCGACCGUCUCGGGCCUCGUUUGUGCAUGUCUGUGCUCAUGUUGAUGUUGUUGUAUUCUGUGUUGUCAUGCUAAUGUGUGCAAAAACACACCCGUACUUUGGUAUUGUUUGUGUGCAACUGAUAAAAACGUACCUUGAAAUAAUAAAUACCCUGUCAUGCAAAA
This is a messenger RNA of Doryrhamphus excisus (bluestripe pipefish), 1625 nucleotides long. RefSeq names its product N-ethylmaleimide-sensitive factor attachment protein, beta a (gene napba). Gene Ontology annotation, biological process: intracellular protein transport; SNARE complex disassembly; regulation of synaptic vesicle priming. Gene Ontology annotation, cellular component: synaptobrevin 2-SNAP-25-syntaxin-1a complex; terminal bouton; vacuolar membrane. NCBI's taxonomy places the organism in Eukaryota, Metazoa, Chordata, Actinopteri, Syngnathiformes, Syngnathidae. The record is from RefSeq and is a predicted model, not a curated record. Gene Ontology annotation, molecular function: syntaxin binding; soluble NSF attachment protein activity.